AUGACGCAAGGGCCAGAAGGUGUUGGUAUCGAGGAGUUGAUCGAGGAGACAGGCGGCUGUGGGCGAUACCAGGUGCUCCUUAGUGCCAUUAUCCACAGCUGCAAGUGUAUCGUCUGCUUCUCAAUGCUGUUCAUGGUGUACGGCGCGGCGGCCCCGGACUGGUGGUGCUCUGAGGGAAUAGAGCUCGAAAACAUCACGAGUGGAGCGGCGUUUUCCCUGGUUUGCGACCGCGAGUGGAUCUCCUCAACUAUAACCUCAAUCCAGAUGGCCGGCAUCUUCGUGGGAAACAUCGCAUGUGGCCAGGUCGCCGACCUUAUUGGGCGAAGGAAGCCUUUCUUUGCCUCCAUACUGGCGCUUGUCCUCCUCAACAUUGGCACCGCGUUUUCUGUUUCCUGGGUAAUGUUCGCCGUCUCCCGAUUUCUAAUCGGGGUUUCCGUGGGAUUCGAACUCACUGUUCAGUACAGCCUAGCCGCAGAAUUUACACAGGCUCGUUGGAGGACGUGGGUUGUGGCUAUCCCUUCUUGGGCCAUAGAAACUUCGCUGUUUGCCCUCGUCUGCUGGACCCUGAACGACUGGUUGUGGAUCCACAUUGCCACCGCCGCCACUGGAAUCCCUCUUCUGUUCACAUACUGGUUUGUUCCUGAGAGCUUCCGUUGGUAUAUCGGUCAUGACAGAAUCGAGGAUGCCAAAAAAGUAGUACAAAAAAUGGCGCAAUUUAACAGGAAGCCUGUCCCCAAGAGCUUGGACUAUAUAGGGAAAGGAAACGCAGAAGGCGGGGACCAGAAAUAUUUCUUUAGCGACUUGUUUAAAGAAAAAAAACUGCGACUGUAUACGUGCCUAUUUAUGAUAGUUUGGAUGACCUUGGGGAUUACUUCUUACGGGAUCCAGUUUGGUGUACCUAGGCUGUCCGGAAAUCUGUUCAUGAACAUGUUUAUUUUAGGCCUCGCUUCAAGCCCAAUACAAUUUAUCAGCAUCUGGCUUCAGAACAGACUGGGCCGAAAGAAAACUGCCUGGCUGUUUUAUGGUCUGGGUGCAGCGGCGGCGUUCGCAGUGGCUGUAACAGCAAGACUCCCAGAUAGCCAGGGUCAAGACUUGGCCACAAACUGUUUCGCAAUUACGGCAUUGACUUUGGUGAAUGCCGCCUGGUCGCCAAUCCAGACUCUCACAAUAGAAACCUACCCUACCGUGAUCAGAAAUUUGGGUUACGGAACCCAGAACACGAUGACCAGGAUCGGAGCGAUAAUAGGACCACAACUUGUCUUCCUGGAGACAAUGUUUGAGGUAAGCCUGUAUUGGAUCUCAGUCACGGCGCUUGUGGUCGCUAUGGCGCUGCUGGUGCCCAUACCAGAAACUGGAAGUACAGACCUCGUUGACAAAAUCGUUUUGCCAAUGACGCCGCCUUUGGUAGAAGAUGAUGAUAGCGAAGAAAAGCAGGAGACCACGAGUCUUGCUGAACGUAACGAUGCCGACGUAUGGGAUGCGCUUUACGACAAGUCAGUAUCAACUGCACACGACGUCGAUGUAGAGCCGUCGGUCCCACGGCGAUUUGGACGUCAAGUUCACAGACCGCACGCCCCAGCAGAGACCCCUUCCCAGAACUGUAAGACAAACAUGUACCUGCCGUUCGUAGACCAUUUGCUUGUUGAUCUAGACGUACGGCUGUUGAAAGGCAAUUGA
Molecule: messenger RNA, 1677 nt
Organism: Mya arenaria
Lineage: Eukaryota; Metazoa; Mollusca; Bivalvia; Myida; Myidae
Product: solute carrier family 22 member 7-like
Exons: 10
Coding region: 1-1677 (558 amino acids)
Biological process (GO): transmembrane transport
Cellular component (GO): membrane
Molecular function (GO): transmembrane transporter activity
Source: RefSeq, a predicted model, not a curated record